Centropristis striata (black sea bass) is the source of this 1409-nucleotide messenger RNA. It is a transcript of the gene tppp3, whose product is annotated as tubulin polymerization-promoting protein family member 3. Gene Ontology annotation, biological process: microtubule polymerization; positive regulation of protein polymerization; microtubule bundle formation. Gene Ontology annotation, molecular function: tubulin binding. Gene Ontology annotation, cellular component: microtubule. The record is from RefSeq and is a predicted model, not a curated record. The coding region runs from base 194 to 730 and encodes 178 amino acids. NCBI's taxonomy places the organism in Eukaryota, Metazoa, Chordata, Actinopteri, Perciformes, Serranidae. The transcript has 4 exons.
UCUCCUCUCCUCUCCUCCUCACCACUCCUCUCUUUUCCUCUACGGCCCUCCCCUGUUGUCAUGGCGACAGGGUAAACAGAUAAUAACAGAGGUCUUUUGAAUCGUGGGAGCGCCACUGAGGGCCGACAGAGAGAGAGGAGAGACCGAGGAGGACAGAGGACAGACAGACGAGGACAGACAGAUAUUUACCGUCAUGGCGGAGAGUGGGGCCAUGGACCGGCUCCUGGUGGCGUUUAAGAAGUUCGCCGUCCACGGAGACACGAAGGCCACGGGGAAGGAGAUGCACGGGAAGAACUGGGCCAAACUCUGCAAGGACUGCAAGAUCAUCGACAGCAAGAAUGUCACCAGCACCGACGUGGACAUCAUCUUCUCCAAAGUCAAACAGAAGACAUCUCGGGUCAUCACCUAUGAUGAGUUCCAGAGAGCUCUGGAGGACUUGGCCCCAAAGAGGUUCAGAGGUCAGAGCAAAGAUGAGGCGCUGCAGUCCAUCUACGGGCUGGUGGAGGGUCGCGAGCCAUCCAACGUGGGCGUGACGAAAGUGGCGAAGGUGGCGGCGCUGGACCGCCUGACUGACACCUCCCGUUACACCGGGUCACACAAGGAGCGAUUCGACGACACCGGCAAGGGCAAAGGUCGCGAGGGCCGCGAGGAGAUCGUGGAGAACACGGGCUACGUGUGUGCGUACAAGAACGCCGGCAUGUACGACCACAAGGCCAAGACGGAGAAGUAAACAGGAAGUACAGCUUCUCCUCAGCACCUAGUCUGGACCCUGAACCUGAGAGUGUGUGUGUGCGUGUGUGUGUGUAAGUACUCUUCAGCUCUGAUUAGACUUUGAUGCAGUUUAUCUGUUCGAUUUGACUUCUAUUGUAAAGAGUUGAGUAAAUUCUGUUGCUGCUAACAUGCUAACAGCUUGUUUGUGUCUUUUUUUCCUCCAUUCCACCAAAGCAGUUCCAAGGCCGGUUCUGAGACGGUACUGGUUCUGCUUCAGUGCUGGUUCAGCUAGCCCGCUAACCUUAGCACGCUAGCUCACCAGUAUCAAUCACAUUGCAGUUAAACAAAUCAUAUAAAUUAAUGAAACACUUUUAGUUGGUCUCUCUAACGGCACCGGCCCCAGUCCGCCCCCAGCCCCUUCUCUGGCCCCGCCCCUUGCCCCGCCCCCGGUCUGAUCAGAGCUGAAGUUUAUUUCUUGUUGGUGGUUUCUGAACUUGUUUAUUCUUCGUCAGUAUGAUAAUUAAUAAUCGUUUCCUCUCUCUCAGUCUGAAGACAUUCUGAUUUUCUUUCUUUCUCAGAGUAAUUUCUUUUUUUUUACUCUGUAAUAUUUCAAUCUUCUACUGUAAGAUAACUAUUCUGAACUGGACUGUAGCUUCACUGGAAGUUAUUUUAUUGAAUGAAUAAAGGUUUAAAAUAAA